This is a messenger RNA of Strongyloides ratti, 1836 nucleotides long. Its product is annotated as Na+/H+ exchanger family and Cation/H+ exchanger domain-containing protein. Gene Ontology annotation, molecular function: sodium:proton antiporter activity. Lineage: Eukaryota; Metazoa; Nematoda; Chromadorea; Rhabditida; Strongyloididae. The record is from RefSeq and is a predicted model, not a curated record. The coding region runs from base 1 to 1836 and encodes 611 amino acids. The transcript has 3 exons. Gene Ontology annotation, biological process: proton transmembrane transport; sodium ion transport; regulation of pH. Gene Ontology annotation, cellular component: membrane.
AUGAAUGAAACAGUACACGAACAUUCAGGAGGAUUUCAAGUAUUCUCUUUUAAUUGGGAAGAGGUUAAAGCUCCUGUUAUAAUUUGUGGAUGGCUAUUAUUAGCUGGAGUUGCUAAAAUAGUUUUCCAUUUAUCAUCAAGAUAUAGAACUGUUAUACCAGAUUCAGCCUCUCUAAUAAUUCUUGGUCUUAUUAUUGGUGGAUUUUGUAAAUUAGGAAAUGUUGAUGAAGAACAAUAUUUUCUUGAUUUUCAUACAUUUUUUUAUUUUCUUUUACCACCAAUUAUCUUUGAUGCAGGAUAUUUUAUGCCUAAUAAAUUUCUAUUUCAUAAUAUAGCAUCUGUUGGUGUUUUUGCUAUUGCUGGAACAAUUUUAAAUACUGGAGCAAUUGGUGGAUUUUUAUAUAUGCUUAAUUGUUUUAAUAUUUUUUCAAUACAAUUUACUUUUAUUCAAAUUUUUACUUUUGCAUCACUAAUUUCAGCUGUUGAUCCUGUUGCUGUUUUGGCAUUAUUUGAAGAAUUAAAUGUUAAUUCUUAUCUUUAUAUUGCUAUUUUUGGUGAAUCCCUUUUUAAUGAUGGUGUUAGUGUUGUGUUAUUUGAAAUUUUUAGUGAAUUUGAUAGAAUUGGUGCUAGUAAUUUAGUUGCUUCUGAUUAUAUUAAAGCUGUCAUCCUAUUUCCAAUUGCUAUUUUUGGUGGUUUUUUAAUUGGUAUUAUUAGUGGUAUAAUUGUUUCAUGGGUUACCAAACAUUCAUUUCAAGUUAAAAUUCUUAAUCCUGUUUUUAUAUUUAUUUUCCCAUACUUAUCAUAUUUAGGAGGUGAAUUAAUUGGAUUAUCACCUAUCUUAUCAAUUGUUGCAUGUGGAAUGUUUAUGAAACAAUAUGUUGGUGAAAAUAUUGGUAAAAAUGCUUCUACAGCAAUAAAAUAUUUUAUUAAGAUGUUAGCGCAUAUUUGUGAAUCAGUUAUUUAUAUGUUUCUUGGAUUGUCUGCUUUUGCUUUGCAUUAUUAUUGGGAUACAUGGUUUGUCAUAUCAACAAUUUUUAUAUGUUUUAUAUCACGUGUAAUUUUUGUGAUUCUUCAAUGUCUUGUGAUAAAUCCUUUUAGAAAAAAUAAAUUUACAUUAAAACAACAAAUUGUAAUGUUUUAUGGAGGAUUAAGAGGUUGUAUUUGUUAUGGUAUGAUUCAAAAUAUAAGUAGUGAUGUUCCAGCAAAGAAUAUGUUUAUUGCAGCAGUAAUAUCUGAAGUAUUUUUUACUGUAUUUUUACAUGGAAUAACAAUAAGAGGAGUCUUAUAUUUAUUAAAAAUUGAACCAGAAGAUGAUACAAAACAAGAAUGGGAAGAAAAAAAUUCUUUUUAUGGUCGUUGCAAAAGGCGUUAUCUUGAUCCUUUACUUAAAAGGUACUCCUCAAAAAUGUCUUUUGUUAAUAAAAAUGCAACAAAUGUUUCAAUAAACAAUAUGAACUCAUUUGGACAAGAAGAUUUUAAUGAUAUAAAUAAGACAAAUAAUUAUAAUGAUAAUUCAAAAAGUCAAGAAAAUAAUAAAAAUAAAUUGAGUAUACAUAAUAUAUUUAAAAGAAUAAAAAUUGGUCAUGAUAAUAAUAAUAGUAAUGUAGAAAUAAACGUUAGUAAUGAAAAUAAUUUUAAAAAUUUAAACAUUGAAGAAGCACUUGAAAAAACAGAAAAAAUAGUUGAAACAUACAUAGAAGAUCAAAAUACCAUAAGAGAAAUUUCAGUAAAACUUAUUAAAAUGUUAGAUGAAAAUAAACUUUUAUCCGAAAACAAUCCAGAAAGUGAUAUAGAAGAUGAUUCAUUAUCAUCAAUGAAAAAACGUACUAGUCAUUAA